Molecule: messenger RNA, 4930 nt
Organism: Pungitius pungitius (ninespine stickleback)
Lineage: Eukaryota; Metazoa; Chordata; Actinopteri; Perciformes; Gasterosteidae
Product: macrophage mannose receptor 1-like
Exons: 31
Coding region: 92-4381 (1429 amino acids)
Biological process (GO): receptor-mediated endocytosis
Cellular component (GO): plasma membrane
Molecular function (GO): signaling receptor activity
Source: RefSeq, a predicted model, not a curated record
AACAUGACACAUCCUCAAUGAGACGAAGGUAUUAAGAUUCCCUCCUUUUCAUGUUCAGGCCCAUUAGUCCUCUGCUUGCAAUGCGUGGACAAUGUCUCCUGCUCUGAGGCUUAUCACAAGAAUGCUCUCCCAGAGGAUAACCCUAGCAGCCUUUGUGCUCUUCAUCCCAACCUGUUCAACAGCAAAUGAUGAUCCAUUCAUAAUCACCAACAAAGCCACAGGUUUCUGUUUGGCGAGGAGGUCCAGCCGCUGCCUCGACAUGCGCUGGACCACCGGGGACCGCCUCUUCGUGACCUCGACCAAAAAGUGCCUCGGAGCUCAGGGCAAAAGUGUGGGCAGCGAGGUCAGCUUCUACGACUGCGACGACAGCACCGCGCUCCAGAAGUGGGAAUGCAAGAACGAAACGCUGCUCGCCCUCAAGGGCCAAACGCUCUACGUCGAGGUCAGACCCGACCAGUCGAUUGCCCUCACCAAAAGCCCCGGGCCGAACAGCGAGCUCACCGUCACCGGGACGUCCAGCGGCGCGUGUUCCAGGACCUACCGAGAACUUUAUGCCAUUGGUGGCAACGCCGCUGGUAAGAUCUGCGCGUUUCCCUUCCAGUACAAGGACCGCUGGUACGCAGACUGCACGGCGUUCGAUUCCUCCACGAGGCGCCUGUGGUGUGCGAUCAAUUCAAAGUACGAGCACGAGCUGUGGGGAUACUGCCCGACCGGUUCCACCGAGCACUGGUCCAAGAACCCCGUGACGGGAGCCUACUACCAGACCAACCCGCAGUCGGCUCUGACGUGGGCUCAGGCCUACACCAGCUGCAGACAGCAGGGGGCCGAGCUGCUCAGCAUCACCGACCCUCACCAGCAGGCGUUCGUCUCAGCUCCAUUGGGAGCAGGGAAGCAUAAACUCUGGUUGGGGCUGGUCCUGGACUCAGAACAUGGUUGGCAUUGGUCCGAUAGGAAGCCCUUCCGCUAUCUGAGAUGGGGCCCAGGAAAUCCGGCUCCUGAUCCUGGCCACAACUGUGCAUUCCUUGACGCUGCUGGGGAGCAAACUUGGCAAAGCUCAACUUGCGGCAAGCGACAGGGCUACGUAUGCUACAAAGACGGAGCCCCACCGACUCCUCCCCAAAUCGAGCAGGGGUUUUGUGCAGCCCCGUGGAUCCCUUACAACGGUCACUGCUUUCACCUCCAGCGCGUCAUUCAAACGUGGGCUAAUGCUCAGAAAGAGUGCCGCAAAGAGGGCGGGGACUUAGUGAGCAUCCGCCACGUGGAGGACCAGAGCUUCGUCAUCUCGCAACUUGGAUUCGCAUCCACCGAUGAGCUUUGGAUCGGACUGAACGACAUAAAGACGGAGGGGCUGUUUGACUGGAGUGACCACUCCACCGUCAGCUUCACCAGCUGGGAGUACGGGAGGCCCUUCACCUCCACUGAUGAAGACGACUGCGUGCUCAUCAGGGGAGAGAACGGGAACUGGGCCGAUCGUUCGUGCAGCGAGAAACAUGGGUUCAUCUGCAUGAAGCAGAGCAGCACUGAAAGCACCGGGGUUGAAGUGCAUAUGGAUGUAGGCUGUAAAUCUGGGUGGAAAAGACACGGCUCCUACUGCUACUUUGUUGGAGCAGAGACAAAGACGUUCGAUGAAGCUAAAGAAGACUGCAAGAUCUCAGGCUCCUAUUUGGUUGAUGUUUCAAAUGGGGUGGACAACGCCUUCCUUGCCAGCAUGGUGGGUUUAAGAUCAGAAAAGUACUUCUGGUUGGGCCUCUCAAAUCAGAAAAACCUUGAUCAGUUUGUGUGGACCAACACGGAUUCAGUGAAGUUUACCCACUGGAACGUAGCCAUGCCAGGCUACCGACAGGGAUGCGCUGCCAUGACAACUGGCGUUUUGGCUGGACUCUGGGAUCUGCUGCCCUGCAGCAACAAGGAGAAAUACAUCUGCAAACACCUGGCAGAGGGUUCAGUUGUAACCAUCCCGCCACCGACUCAAAGCCAGCCCCAAUGCGAGGAGGACUGGGUUCGAAUGGGAACAAGAAGAGUCUGCGCUAAGCUUUUCACAGGGCCUCGGUCCUCUGAGAAGACCUGGUUCGAGGCCAGGGAUUACUGCAGGGCCAUCGGAGGAGACCUGCUCAGCAUUCACAGCAUUUCAGAGCUGCAUGUGGGCAGUAGAUUUGCCAAAGCCUGGAUAGGACUUCAUAUUCCUGACGCGGGCACUGGCUACGCAUGGAGUGAUGGAACCCCGGUAAACUACCAGCACUGGCAGGAGGGAGAGCCAAACAAUCAUAAUAAUGAUGAAAAUUGUGUUGAAUUCAGAACGUAUUACGUGAAUGAUCACGGGUCUUGGAACGAUGUAAACUGUGACAGUUACAAUGACUGGAUCUGUCAAAUCCUUGCAGGAGUGACUCCAAAAAUACCUCCAAAUAAUACUGUGGAAUAUAACACCACUUCGGAUGGUUGGCUUGUGUGGAGAGGGAGUCAGUACUUCAUUAACGAGAACCCCAUGCCCAUGGAGGAUGCUCGUCACUUCUGUCAGCGGAGGCACGGCGACUUGGUGUCCAUCAACAGUAAAGACGAAUAUACCUUCCUAUGGAAACAAAUUUCAAGAUCCUACGGGCUAUAUUACAUAGGCUUGUCAGUGGAUCUCGAUGGGUCACUUUGGUGGAUGGAUGGUUCUACAGUGGGGUUACAAAAAUGGGAUGUGGAUCAACCCAGCUCUAAUGCCUUUGAUGAGAACUGCGUUACUAUGAUCUACUUCACUGGCUUGUGGCGUAAUUGUAAUUGCGGCAAAGAGCACAGGUUCAUUUGUAAACGAGGAAUCUCAGCACCCGUCAACACCACGGCGGCCCCAACGGUUCCGCCCAAAGGGGGCUGCCCACUCAAGUGGACUAAGUUUGACUCAAAGUGUUACAGUAUCAUCAUUAACCGCCGGGUCUUCUGGGAAGAAGCGAGAUCACAGUGCAGCAGCAUGGGCGGAUCCUUUGUCUCAAUUCCCACACGGCGUGUGCAAACAUUUCUGACCACAAAAAUGUCUGAAAUGGCAACCUCGGAUCUGUGGAUUGGUUUGAGUGCUUUGAAACAAGAUGGAUUUUACUGGAGUGAUGGGAAAUCAAGGAAAUACGCCAACUGGAAUUAUUCUAAAUUUCGACGUCCUAAUGGAGACUUUUACAAAAGAUGGAAUGAGGAAGAAUGUGUUAUACUGAACAGCAACCCUUCCAUUGGCGUCGGUAAAUGGUCAAUUAGGUCCUGCAAUGAGACAAAUGGAUUCAUCUGCAUUCGAGAUGUUGACCCAAACCUCCAGCCUCAACCAGAGCCAGCAGUCAGUGACCUCUACGUACCGCUGGGAAACGACAGUAUCAAGUUUGUGAAUAAAAAUCUGACGUGGGAUGAUGCCAGGAAACACUGUCAGGGUGAUAAGACCGACCUGGCUAGCCUGACAAACGAUUGGACGCGAGCCUACGUGGAGCUGCUGGCCAUGAAGCUCAAGGCUCCUCUUUGGAUCGGACUGAACAAACAGACAAGCGGUUAUUUUAGGUAUGUUGAUAGCUUUCACCUGGGCUCUGUCAACUGGGCCGAGGGUGAACCAAGCCGAGACCGACCUUGUGUGUACGUGGACGAGGAGGGAAUGUGGAGGACGGCUCUCUGCAACCGGACCAUGAACAGUGUUUGCAAGCAGUCGACAGACGUGCCGCCACCAGAGUCAACAACCUUUCCGGGGAUCUGUCCUGCAGAGAUGUACGAGGAGUACAUCCAGGAUAACAACUGGGUGCCGUUUCGGGGUCACUGCUAUUUGUUUGUCGCCGAUGAGAUUGAAUGGGCGGAUGCAGCGAGCAGCUGUGUCAGGCAUGGUGGAUCCCUGGCCAGCAUUGAAGAUCCUGCUGAGCAAGAAUUCAUCCAAAAGAGCGUGGACGUAUUUCAGGAUAGCAUCAGCUCUUUCUGGGUUGGCCUGUUCAAAACUCAUCAAGGGGAUUGGAAGUGGUUGGACAAAACCGUCAUGGAAUACAUUAACUGGGGUGAAGACGAGCCGGAAAAAGAUUUUGGACAUAUUGGAACCUCAAAUGGGUUCUGGGGGACAGGAAGCAGAUGGCACGACAAAGCCUAUAUCUGUAAAGCAGCCAAAGUUAUUCCCGUGGAUCAAGGAUCAGGAAACUCUGAAGCGCACGGAGGUCAGAAUCCCCGCCCACGCGUCCACACCAGUUUGAUUGUUGUGCUCGUCAUCACCCUCGUUUCCACGCUGGCGGUUGUCGCAUUCUUCAUCUACAAGAAGGCUCCUCGUACUUUGCCCACCUUCGACAACCCGCUCUACUUCGACAGAGAGCGAUCCCAACCCGAUGUGGUCGAUACCAAUAAACUGAUAGAGAACGCAGAAGAAGAAAACCCCGAGCCUAUCAUAUCGCUGUGAUUCACCAUCUAUCGGGACACUGUACCGGUGCCCAAAACUGAUGUAUCACACGGGGAUGCUUCGUUAGUGUUUUAGCUUUGUGUUGUUUUUUACUACAGUACAUAGAAAAUAUAUACUCAGUUAUUUAACAAUAUGUCACACUCAAGUGUGAGUUUCAAUGGAGUUGGCGAUGUCUUACCUCAUAGAAGAGAACAACUUAGGAUGUGCCCGUAGGAAUGAAUGGUAUUUGAUUUUGUCUUUAUAUCUGACGGAAUGUAUAGAAUUGAUAAUUGUUACAUGUUAUGCUUAUGCUCACAAGAUGCUGUUGAUCGUCUUAGAAAAUAAACCCACCGCCUGUCAUUGGUAAAUGAACAUUAAACUUGGCACUAAAGGAUAUUUAAAAUUGAUUUGUAUGUUAAGAAAUUAACUAACACGAGGGAUCAAUUCACCAUAUUGGGGAUCCCCACUAUAACAUAUUAGCACAAUACCUAAAUAUAGUAUUGCAAUUUUAGAAUUUGGCAAAAUGCAGAGUAUUGUGUUAUCAAACAUUGUGAAAGAUUGCAUUUCUUU